AUGUGGGGCGCCGCUAGAGAUGGCAGCAUGCAUCCCGAUGACGAGGCUGCAGCAGCAGCAGCAGCAGCAGCAGCAGCAGCUGCUGCUGCUGCUGCUGCUGCUGCUGCUGAGGAUGACGACGACCGCCUGGGCAGCGGAGACGUUUUGUUUGAUGCAGAGGCUGAAAGCGAUGAAGACAUAGGCAGCUUUGCACUCGGGGGCGCCUUUGAGAUGCAGCCGCGGGUGGUAGGAAGAGCAGCAGGAACAGCAGCAGCAGCAGCAGCAGCAGCAGCAGCAGAUACUCUUCCCCUUGAGCAGCAGCAGGCAGCUGGAGGGGGGGCCAUAGGGUGGAUGAUGCGGUUGCUGCGGCUGCCUCAGCAGCAGCAGCAGCAGCAGCAGCAGCAGCAGCAGCAACUGCCGCCGAUGCGUAGACGCAGGAGGAGAUAUGAAGCCGUUGUUGGAGAGGGAGCGCAUGCAGAAGACAACGAUGCUGUGCUUGUGCAGCAGCAGCAGCAGCAGCACCAGCAGCAGACAGCACACCGCGAGCAGCAGCAGCAGCACCACCACCACCACCGCCAGCAGCACCAGCAGCAGCAGCAGCAGCAGCAGAAACUUCUGCUGCUGAUAACAGCAGCAGCAGCAGCGGGGGCCGCCUGCGUCUCUUCUGGCGUCGCAUGCGUAGCCGUUUGGGUGGCUCUGCAGCAGCAGAGUCUGCGGACGGAGCAGCAGCAGCAGCAGCAGCAGCAGAAGCAGCAGCAGCAGCAGCAGCAGCAGCAGCAGAGGAAGAAGAAGAAGAUGAAACCCUCGAUGACCCCACCUGCCAGCAGCUGCUGCUGGCGGGGGGCCUCAUAUGUUGGGCCCCCCUGCUAUGGAUCGUUGGCUGUCUCCUUUUCCUAG
Molecule: messenger RNA, 876 nt
Organism: Eimeria mitis
Lineage: Eukaryota; Apicomplexa; Conoidasida; Eucoccidiorida; Eimeriidae
Exons: 2
Coding region: 1-876 (291 amino acids)
Source: RefSeq, a predicted model, not a curated record